UGGCCUGAAAGACUUUCUAAUUAGCGAUAACAUUAUUAAUAAUACCUCAAAUUUUAUGAUAAUUCUCAAAUUACAAAAUCCUUUGAUUACUGGGAUUUUGAGGCUUUCAAAACUCUGAGAUGUGGCGGCUAUUAUCCCCAUUUAUAGAUGAAGAUACAGAGGUUAGGUGACUUACCCAAAGUCACACAGGUAAUAGAGAAACCAAGUCAAAAUCCAAAUUUCAUUAUUCUAAUUCCUGAUAUAAUCCAUGUUGUCUCCAAAAGCAGUGUAUGUGGAUUCCAUAUAAGAUCAUUGGACUCAGUUAACAGUGAAAGGCUGUAGUAAAAUUGAGCAUUGAAUGCCUGAGAUGAUUGUUCUGGUAAUUCCCUGCUGCUACCUUUUCUUCACCUGUCAGAACUCUAUUCCUUCUCAUUUCAUUAAAAUAUAGAGGUGGUCCAACUGUCAGAUUUACACCCUUCUUCAUAGAAUACACUAGUCAAAAAAGGCAUUAAAUGAAUGUUUGACUAGUUGGGCAUAAAUUGUAGCCUACCUGGUGUGCUUAGGUAUAUGCCAAAUUUACCUGAUUUUGCUGCUUUGUGUGCUGGUCAAGAGCUUUGGGACAUGGACACAUCCAUUGGUAGCCACAACUGCUGAGUCUGAGUGUUGGAAUACCUGAGAGAUAUGGAAGAUGCAAGAUGUGGGAGGAAGGAAAGGUAGAGAGCCUGUAUUUGAGGAUAAUGAAUCAAAUUUCACAUGCCCGUUUCCAUCUGUUUUCCAGGAUCUGCAUGUGCACAAAUUCUUCCAUCAUUGCCAGCUGAUUCAGUCAGGCUCUAAAGAAGUUCCAGAGGAGCUCAUUAAAUAUUUAAAGUGUUUGCAUGCCAUGGAGAUCCAAGUCGUGAUACAGUUUCUACCUGUAAUUCUUAUGCAACUCUUCAGAGUUCUCACAAAUAUAACCCAUGAAGAUGACGUUCCUAUCAACUGCACUGUGGUUCUUUUACGUAUUGUAUCAAAGUGCCAUGAAGAAGGCUUGGAUAAUUAUUUAAGGUCCUUCAUAAAGAUACGUGGAUAUAGCUUCCGACCUGAAAAACAAAGCACUCCUCAGGCCCAGCUGAUACAUGAAACUCUGGCUACUAUGAUGAUAGCAAUAUUGAAGCAGUCUGCAGACUUUUUAGCAGUAAACAAACUGCUAAAGUACUCAUGGUUUUUCUUUGACAUUAUUGUGAAGUCGAUGGCCACGUACUUGUUGGAAGAAAAUAAAAUUGAGCUUCCUAGAGGCCAGAGGUUCCCUGAGGCAUACCAUCAUGUCUUACAUUCACUGCUUCUCGCAAUAAUUCCACAUGUGACUAUUUGAUAUGGAGAGAUUCCUGAUGAGUCCAGAAAUGUCAAUUAUAGUUUGGCUAGCUUCCUGAAGCGCUGUUUGACACUAAUGGAUAGAGGAUUUGUUUUCAAUUUGAUAAAUGACAAUGUAUCUGGAUUCAGCCCCAAAGAUCCUAAGAUCCUGGCUGAAUACAAGUUUGAAUUUCUGCAAACAAUUUGCAACCACGAACAUUACAUUCCUCUGAAUUUGCCAAUAGCAUUUGCAAAACCUAAACUGCAGAGAGUUCAAGAUUCAAAUCUUGAAUACAGUUUAUCUGAUGAGUAUUGCAAGCAUCACUUGUUGGUCGGCCUACUUCUGAGGGAAACCUCCACUGCUCUUCAAGACAAUUAUGAGAUCAGAUACACAGCUAUCUCUGUCAUAAAGAAUCUUUUGAUAAAACAUGCAUUUGACACUAGAUAGCAGCACAAGAACCAACAAGCCAAAAUAGCACAGUUGUACCUUCCAUUUGUUGGACUGCUUUUGGAAAAUACACAAGGAUUAGCAGGUCGAGAUACCUUGUAUUCUUGUGCAGCCAUGCCUAAUUCUGUAAGUUUAUCCCAUCGGGAUGAGUUUGCACGUGGCUUUGCUUCACCUACAAGCAGAGGGAGUCUGAGCACUGACAAAGACACUGUUUAUGGAUUAUUUCAAAAUGGCCAUGGAAUUAAGAGGGAAGAUUCAAGAGGUUCCCUCAUUCCAGAAGGAGCAACGGGAUUUCCAGAUCAGGGCAACACUGGUGAAAAUACCCGACAGAGUUCUACAAGGAGUAGUGUAUCCCAGUAUAACCAUCUGGAUCAAUAUGAAAUCAGAAGCCUCCUGAUGUGCUACCUGUAUAUUAUAAAAAUGAUUUCUGAAGAUACUCUUUUAACUUACUGGAAUAGAGUAUCUCCUCAGAAGCUCAUAAACAUUUUCAUACUUCUAGAAGUAUGUUUGUUUCACUUUAGAUACAUGGGGAAAAGAAACAUAGCAAGGGUGCAUGAUGCCUGGCUGUCUAAACACUUUGGAGUAGACAGAAAAUCACAAACCAUGCCAGCUCUUCGAAACAGGUCAGGAGUAAUGCAGGCCCGGCUUCAACAUCUUAGUAGCCUGGAAAGUUCGUUUACACUUAAUCACAGUAAGUUCUGCAACACUGAAGCAGACAUUUUCCACCAGGCACUUCUUGAAGGCAAUACUGCUGCUGAAGUUUCCCUAACAGUACUGGAUACCAUAUCGUUUUUCACUCAGUGCUUCAAGAGCCAACUUUUAAAUAAUGAUGGCCACAACCCAUUAAUGAAAAAAGUGUUUGAUAUUCAUCUUGCUUUUCUUAAAAAUGGACAAUCUGAAGUGUCGCUGAGACAUGUGUUUGCCUCUCUGAGAGCUUUCAUUAGUAAGUUUCCCUCAGCCUUUUUCAAAGGAAGGGUAAACAUGUGUGCUGCAUUUUGCUAUGAGGUUUUAAAGUGCUGUACCUCAAAGAUUAGCUCAACCAGGAAUGAAGCAUCGGCACUUUUGUAUCUUUUGAUGAGAAACAACUUUGAGUAUACCAAAAGGAAAAUCUAUUUGAGGACACAUUUGCAGAUAAUAAUUGCUGUAAGCCAGCUGAUAGCUGAUGUAGCACUAAGUGGAUGAUCAAGAUUUCUGGAGUCUUUAUUCAUUAUCAGUAAUUUUGCAAAUAGUGACACACCUAUGAAAGCAACUGCUUUUCCCACAGAAGUCAAAGACUUGACCAAGAGGAUCCGUACCGUUCUUAUGGCCACUGCUCAAAUGAAGGAGCAUGAGAAAGACCCUGAAAUGCUAAUUGAUCUCCAAAAUAGCUUAGCCAAGUCCUAUGCAAGCACCCCAGAGCUCAGGAAAACCUGGCUCGAUAGCAUGGCCAAGAUCCACAUUAAAAAUGGAGAUUUUUCAGAGGCCGCAAUGUGUUAUGUCCAUGUAGCAGCUCUGGUUGCAGAGUUUUUUCAUCGAAAAACCCAAAUAUUGCAAGAAGACACAAUGCAUUCUCCCUGGAUGAGCAACACAUUACAUGUAUUUUGUGCAAUUAGUGGUACAUCAAGCGACACAGGUUAUGGUUCCCCAGGAUACGCUGCUGAAGUAUGAGGACAUGCAGAUGCAAAAUGAUGAGACUGACCUUUCUCAGGAAUAUUUGGAGCUGUGCAAAUGUUAAAAUUUAAAGAUUUGGUAUACAUGGAGUGUUACCUCCUGACACCAAAAUAUUUAUGCUUUCAAACAGGGUGCUUACAUAUUUGUAAAUAUUUAAGCAACUUGAAAGUGCCUGGAACAUUGCACCAAUGUGCUUGGUUUGUACUUUUUUUAGGUAAAUCUAUAUACUGAAAAGUAGAGCUCAAAAAUGUUAAUUCAAUUUGCUUAAUUAUUGCUUAAAAUAAUGGUACUGUAUAAAGUAUAAUGGAACUCAGUAAAAAGUAAAACUUAUUCAUAA
Messenger RNA from Choloepus didactylus (southern two-toed sloth), 3743 nucleotides. Its product is annotated as dedicator of cytokinesis protein 11-like. Gene Ontology annotation, biological process: marginal zone B cell differentiation; positive regulation of filopodium assembly; small GTPase-mediated signal transduction. The transcript has 24 exons. Lineage: Eukaryota; Metazoa; Chordata; Mammalia; Pilosa; Megalonychidae. Gene Ontology annotation, molecular function: guanyl-nucleotide exchange factor activity. The record is from RefSeq and is a predicted model, not a curated record.